Kockovaella imperatae is the source of this 705-nucleotide messenger RNA. Its product is annotated as ribonuclease H-like domain-containing protein. The transcript has 8 exons. Lineage: Eukaryota; Fungi; Basidiomycota; Tremellomycetes; Tremellales; Cuniculitremaceae. Gene Ontology annotation, cellular component: nucleus. Gene Ontology annotation, biological process: rRNA processing; ribosomal large subunit assembly. Gene Ontology annotation, molecular function: nucleic acid binding; exonuclease activity. The record is from RefSeq and is a predicted model, not a curated record. The coding region runs from base 56 to 634 and encodes 192 amino acids.
UAUAGCUUUUGGACGAUGAAGAUGUUGUCGGAUUGUACUCUCACCUUGAGCCAGCAUGACAAUCCCUUCUUUGGACAGAUACAUAGCCAUGGACUGCGAGACAGUCCGUACUCGCGCGGGUCAUGUCCUUGCAAAAGUCGGGAUGGUUGACCACUUUGGUACUGAGAUAUACCAGUCAUACGUAUUUGUAGAUCGAAGGAACGUCACAGACUGGAUCACACGCGUCCAUGGUAUCAAACCUGGAGACUUGGACGAUGCGCCUCGCUUUCAGGAGGUCCAAGCCAAGAUCAAGGAGAUACUAAAGGACAAGAUCUUAGUCGGACACGCAGUGUUCAACGAUCUUUCAUGGGUACAACAUCGUCAUCCGUACGAAGACGUCCGCGACACAUGCCUCUACUAUCCUCUUCGAAAGUCCAUCGGCGUUGAAAGAGAAGGCGAGUACCCAGGGUUAAAGAAACUCUACUUGAAGGCUUUCGGGGAGGAAAUCCAAAAGGACAUUCACUGUCCUGUGGAAGAUGCUCGCGCGGCCAUGCGAUUGUUCAUGAGCGUUAGGAAGGAGUUUGAGCAAUCUUUGGCGGCCGGUGAAGACUGCAUCUCUGGGAUGCCUGCGGCAUACCAGAAGUGGUUCUGGUGAUGAAGUGCUUUCUUAAUGCCCGCACGACACAGCAUGACCUCAUGAUGCUACGAAUUCCUCACGACUGCCAU